Microthlaspi erraticum is the source of this 1949-nucleotide messenger RNA. Lineage: Eukaryota; Viridiplantae; Streptophyta; Magnoliopsida; Brassicales; Brassicaceae. The record is from the annotation of a GenBank genome assembly.
AUGGUUGUACACAUGGCGAGCUUGUUGAAAUGGCAAACGAUGAAUAUGGGGUUGAUUACGAAUUCUGAGCUUAUUGAGGUUUCGUACCCACUUCCAGCUGAUAUUAUCCAGGGGGUACCUAUCGAUUCUCCUCCUACGUUUGUAACGACUGAUAGGCAAGUUCAAGUCUUGGCAAACGAAUACGAUGAUGCAGACGAUGAACCCGUAGAUGAACCAAGACCAACAACCGAUUGGACCAAUGGUGAGAUUGAUGAAGCAGAAGCUGAUUAUAGUGAGUAUGGCAGAGUCCCAGACGAAGAUGUGCGCGAGAAAAAGGUUCCGCUUGAUGAUAUCCGGCUCAAAGGACGCUGCUAUAAUGAAGGAGGACAUUUUGAUAAGUAUAGGGACGCCGUUAUCAAGGUUGGACAGCGUUUUGCAAGCAAGGAUGAACUUCUAAAUAUGUGUCGAUUGAUGGCUGUAGUGCACAGAUUCUCGUUUCGUGUCUUCAAGUCCUCACCAGCUCUCUUUGUUGCCACUUGCAACGUAAACGGAUGUGCAUGGCGAGUUAGGGCGUCUCUGAAGAACGAGGCAAUCGCGUUUUUCGUCACAAAGUAUGUGAGUACUCAUACUUGUUCUGUCGCAGACCGAGUAGCGAACCGGAAAAGCUGCACACCAAAAUAUAUCAGCGCCUUAUUCAUAGAGAGGGUUGGGAUUAUCGAGGGAAUUGUGCCUGAACACAUCGUCAUAUCCAUGAAAGUGAUGUUCGGCUUGAAGCUGAACUAUACGACAGCAUACAGGUCUUUGAGAGCUGCUCAUGAAUACGUCAGAGGGACACCUGAAGACGGGUAUGCGAACUUGGCUUCAUACUUGCAUAGAACGAAGGAAGCAAACCCUGGAACUAUUACCGACCUUGUCCGGGAUAAACUUGAUCGCUUCAAGUACUGCUUUAUAUCUUUUAGAGCUUGCAUGGUUGGUUUUCAGUACUGCAGGCGAGUGGUUAUUGUUGAUGGGACUCAUCUGACGGGGAAGUAUGGUGGUACACUUCUUGUCGCAGCCGGGCAGGAUGGUUGCUUCACUCAGGACUUCCCACUUGUCAUUGUCUCUGACAGACACCCAGCUAUCGCAAACGCAAUUGAAACUGUCUUCCCAUGGGCAACAAGAGGGAUUUGCUAUUACCAUAUGCAGAAUAACAUCAUCGGAACUUACCAUGCAAAGGAUAUCAUGUAUAUGGUGAAAGGUGCGGCAUAUGCGCACAACCUUGAUACAUACAACUGGUAUAUGGACCAAAUCAGAGCUGCAAAACCUGCUCUUGCAACAUACUUGGAGACAGCCAACCCGGCCUUAUGGUCCCGAGUGCAUUGCCCAGGGGAAAGAUUCAACAUAAAGACUAGCAAUAUAGCGGAGUCAAUCAACUCUGCUGUCAAGAAAGCGAAGGAAUAUCCAUUACCUUCUCUCUUAGAGUUUAUCAGAGAAAAGCUGAGCCACUGGUUCAUGAAGAGGCGUGAAAAUGCUCUAACUCUCACCACACUCCACAGCAAAGGAGUUGAGUAUUCGGAGCUUAUGGCGAAGGAGGGACCGGAGGUGAUGAUCGGAGAUGGACCAGAAGGAGAUCGGAUUGAUACAAAAAUCCUACUUAUCAACUUGGCGCCGUUGCUUGAAGCCCUCACAAGCAGAAUCCAUCAACUUGAACACAAAGGCGGAACAGCUUCCUCAUCCAGAACGCAAGGUAAACUUCCGGGUAAACGAGAGCAGAAUCCCAAGGAAUAUGUACAAGCAAUUACAUUGAGAAGUGGACGCGCUUUACCUCCAAGAACAGGACCCGUACCAGUCAAUGAGGACAUUGAGGAACAAGAGGAGGAGAUUUCAGUUGAAAUGGAAGCCCCAGCACCUGUGACUGAAGAGGAACCACCAGUUCAAGAGAAAGAGAAACCACCAGAGGAAGUCCAAAAGAAGAAGAAAGCCCCAGCUUU